AUCAGUGCUGUUAUCACGGGAGUCGCAGAGUUAUCGCAGGCGCCGAGAAGACAGCACAUUUCGACCAAGAUGCCGAAUCUCAGGAUUCUGACCAAUGUGCCCAAGAACCAGAUCCCUGAGGAUUUCUGCAAUAAGAUUAUUCCGGUCCUAGUCAGAACUGUGAGGAAGUCGGCAGAAAAAUUUUCGUGCGUGAUCUGCGGGGACUGCCAGGUGGGAUUCGGAGGGGACAACACAGCCCCCGGAGCCGUCGCCACCCUAGAGUCCAUCGGCCACGUCGGGCCAGAGGAGAACAAGCUGGUCGUCAAGGAGCUCUCUGCUUUUAUGCAAAAGGAAAUCGGCGUCAAUCCUGACAGAUUUUUUAUAUCAUUUUACGACGUACAUGGGUCGAACAUCGGCAGAGGAGGGAUAACCCAUGCAUGAAUGAUACGUGCGCUAAGUUCAUCGCCGGCCCCAGCUGACAAGUAACAAGCGUGUAAUCCAGAAGGCUAUGUUCGGAUGAGCGUAAUUAACACAUUUCGACAGAAUUCCGCGACGGCGAAUUUAAGCUUUGAACUCAUACAUGUAACAUCGAAAUUGCUGAGCGAUAGUUUUUUAGAUUAGAUCUACAAUAUAGACUAGUAUAAUUAUGUACGAAGGCAAAGCUCAAAUUCGCCAAUGAAUUCGCUAAUUCCGUUCGAGCAAACACGGCUUAGGGUUAGCUCUGUAUUUUUUUUUUACUUAUGAUCAUGUGUUAUUUAUGUACUUGAAAACUUUUUUAAUUUCAGAAACUUAUAUGUAUUUUUACGUAAAAAUCUUUCUUACCUCAUGCUACUGACAUACCUAUAUUAAACAUUAUUUCAUUAUAAGUUAUCGUAAAAGGGAAAACAACAAAUAUUACUUGUUAGAUCAUAUAACCAUUUAUAUAUGUCAAUUAUAUGGUGGUAUAGAAGACAAAGAAAUUAUAUGAGGUAUAACUCAAAACUUAACUUACUUAUAACUCCGCUGGCUCAGCAAUCCGAAGAUCUUGGCCAUCAAUACUAGAAUUGUUCACUCUUAUUUAUUCUGUCGCUUCUAACUCCUAUUACCAUAAGAACUAGUACUUAAUUAUUUAACUCCUCUUUAAUAAAUAACCUGCUUUUUAAACAACAUUACGUCACAAAGGUGUUAUUUAUUGAAUAAGAGACUUGAAUAUUAAUUAUAUCUAAUAUUACCUACGAUGAAUGUAAACUGCAUGAAAUUAUGUGUUGUAAUAUAAUAUAAUUAAUUGUUUAUAUUUUAGUAUUUUUGUGCAUCAAUUCAAACAUCAAAUAUUGUAAUAAAUAAUGACGUAAGUUGUUACGCUAAUUGCGAAUGGUUGCGGUAAUAAUAUACCUGUGUCUAUCGAAAUACAAAUUAUGUUCCUUGCA
Messenger RNA from Plodia interpunctella (Indianmeal moth), 1385 nucleotides. RefSeq names its product macrophage migration inhibitory factor-like. Gene Ontology annotation, molecular function: cytokine activity; phenylpyruvate tautomerase activity. The transcript is spliced from 3 exons. NCBI's taxonomy places the organism in Eukaryota, Metazoa, Arthropoda, Insecta, Lepidoptera, Pyralidae. The record is from RefSeq and is a predicted model, not a curated record. Bases 70 to 420 code for a protein of 116 amino acids.